AUAAUCCUGUGGGGCAGAACGGAAAAAUGUCUCAAAGAGACAGCUGAAGAAAUCACCCUCUCUGGAACAGAAUGUCAUUACUUUGUGUGUGAUGUCGCCAAUCGAGAGGAAGUUUACAAGCAAGCAAAGGUGGUGAGAGAAAAGGUUGGAGAUGUGACAGUACUGGUUAACAAUGCAGCUGUGGUUCAUGGUAAAAGUCUGAUGGACAGUGAUGACGAUGCUCUUCUGAAAUCUCAACAUAUCAACACCUUGGGACAGUUUUGGACAACAAAAGCGUUUCUGCCUCGGAUGCUGGAGCUGCAGCAUGGCCACGUAGUGUGCAUUAACUCCAUCCUGUCCCAGUCUCCAAUCCCAGGAGCCAUAGACUACUGCACCUCCAAGGCCUCAUCACUGGCUUUCAUGGAGAGCCUGACAUUAGGUCUGCUGGACUGCCCCGGUGUCAGCUGCACCACUGUGCUUCCUUUCCACACCAAUACAGAGAUGUUCCAGGGCAUGAGAGUCAGGUUUCCACAGCUUUUCCCUCCACUCAAACCUGAAGUAGUUGCUGAGAGGACUGUUGAUGCAGUCAGAACCGACAAGGCCUUUCUGUACCUUCCAUGGACAAUGCAUGCCCUUGUCUUUUUGAAAAGCUUCAUGCCACAAGUUGCACUUGAAGAAAUCCACAAGUUUUCUGGGAGUUACACCUGCAUGAACACAUUUAAAGGGAGGACAUGAACUUGGAUUGCACGCAACAUGAGGGAUCAUUCAUCAGUUCGGAGGUGUAAGGAAAAGACUAUGGACCUUAAAGCAUCUAACAGAGGAAAAGUCCCUUGGAUAUUGUGAAGAGAAACACUUAAGUGACAUAAAUGGGUGUUAACUCUGCAGGUAGAAUUAAACCAUAAACUGCACAAUACACCCUGACCCUUUGUGCACGUGUGUAUGUAAGCACAUGCACAUGAUAAUAUAGAUGACAGAAUUACAUUCUCACUUUGAACAGAAGCCAUGCAUAGACCUGUACAAGUAGUCGUUCUGAGCGGGUUUGUUGAGUCACCUGUUUACUAUUUUUUACAGUUUAUUAUAUUGUUAAUGUCUUAAUCAAAACAGUGUAAUAAAACUGAACUUUAGAAUGUCA
Austrofundulus limnaeus is the source of this 1111-nucleotide messenger RNA. It is a transcript of the gene dhrs3b, whose product is annotated as dehydrogenase/reductase (SDR family) member 3b. Gene Ontology annotation, biological process: retinoid metabolic process; regulation of retinoic acid receptor signaling pathway. The record is from RefSeq and is a predicted model, not a curated record. NCBI's taxonomy places the organism in Eukaryota, Metazoa, Chordata, Actinopteri, Cyprinodontiformes, Rivulidae. Gene Ontology annotation, molecular function: all-trans-retinol dehydrogenase (NAD+) activity. Gene Ontology annotation, cellular component: lipid droplet.